Messenger RNA from Prorocentrum cordatum, 1002 nucleotides. Lineage: Eukaryota; Dinophyceae; Prorocentrales; Prorocentraceae. The record is from the annotation of a GenBank genome assembly.
AUGGACAAGUAUCGCAAGGUCGAGAAGCCCAAGAGCACAGAGGAAAUCGCCGAGGACGAGAUCCGCGUCACUACCGCUGGGAGUGUCUCCGCGUACGUCUCCCGCGUGAACAAGGUUUUCACUGAGCUGGAGAAGACUAAGGUCACGAUCAAGGGAACGGGCGGGGCGCUGACCAAGGCCGUGAUGUUAGCGGAGGUGGUCAAGCGCCGCUUCAAGGGCCUGCAUCAAAUUACAAGCCUGAGCAGCCUCGAAGUCGUGGAUGAGUACGAGCCCAUUGAAGAGGGUUUGGACAAUGUUACUGACACGCGUACCCUCACCGUCAUCGACAUCACGCUCUCGAAGGAGCCCCUGGAUACUUCUGACAAGGGGUACCAGCCGCCCAUCGACGAGGCGCUGGUGACGGACUACGACCCAGAAUUGGCCAAGGCUCGGGGUCGCGGCAAGGGAAAGAGCAAGGGCAAGGGCAAGGAGAAGGGCAAGGGCAAGGAGAAGAGCUCUUCGAAGGGCAAAGACAAGGGCAAGGAGGCCAAGGGAAAGGGGAAGGGCAAAGGCAAGGACGACCCGGAGCCGAAGGGCAAGGGCAAGGGCAAGGACAAAGGGAAGGACACGGGCAAGGGCAAGAGCAAGGGCAAGGACGCCCCAGAGCCGAAGGGCAAGGGAAAGGGCAAGGACAAAGAUUCGAAGGGCAAGGGGAAGAGCAAGUCCUCGAAGAGCGACUCCUGGGACUACCCCCCGCCGUCGAAGGGAAAGACGUCCAGCAAAGGUAACGGCAAGUCCUACGACUCGUACGGCGGCUACGAUAGCUACUCGUAUGGCAAGGGGAAGUCCAAAGGCUACGACAGCUACUCGUACGACAAGGGGAAGUCCAAAGGCUACGACAGCUACUCGCACGGCAAGUCGAAGUCAAAAGGCUACGACAGCUACGGAGGCUACGACUCGUACGGCUACGGCAAGAGCAGCGGCAAGAGCAAGGGCUACGGCAAGAGCUACGGCAAGUACUGA